Molecule: messenger RNA, 1167 nt
Organism: Talaromyces atroroseus
Lineage: Eukaryota; Fungi; Ascomycota; Eurotiomycetes; Eurotiales; Trichocomaceae
Exons: 2
Coding region: 1-1167 (388 amino acids)
Biological process (GO): L-valine biosynthetic process; L-leucine biosynthetic process
Cellular component (GO): mitochondrion
Molecular function (GO): branched-chain-amino-acid:2-oxoglutarate transaminase activity
Source: RefSeq, a predicted model, not a curated record
AUGACUUCUCUCAGUAACGCACAGAAUGGCGCGCCGCAGCCACUUAAUGCAUCCAAGCUCAUCUACACAUUUACCGAUAGCCCACGCGACGUUCCUGAUCCAGCUAUUGCUUGCACUGGUAAAGAGACAAUUUGUACCGACCAUAUGAUACUAGCGACCUGGAAUGCCCACACAGGCUGGUCCGCUCCCGAGCUAAAGCCCUACGGUCCACUAACCCUCAUGCCUACUGCUUCCUGCUUGCACUAUGCAACCGAAUGCUUCGAGGGUCUCAAGGCUUACCGCGGCUACGAUGGAAAGCUCCGUGUCUUUCGUACGGAACAUAAUGCAGCUCGCUUGCAAAUGUCCGCUAACAGGAUCUCCCUACCUUUCGUCGACUCGAAAGAGCUGCAGCAGCUUAUAUACGCGCUUAUCUCAGUUGAUGGCUCUAAAUGGCUGCCGAAAAGCCGAGCAGGAGACUUUCUUUACCUGCGGCCUACGCUCAUCGGUACUCAGCCGUCUCUUGGCGUUCAAGCGCCCCAAAGCGCCAUGCUCUACAUCAUUAUGGGUUACAUGCCGCGGGUGGACUCUGUGCCAGGUAGGAUGAAGCUUCUAACAUCCCCUGAUAAUUUGGUACGUUCUUGGGUCGGUGGCUUUGGGUACGCCAAAGUGGGUGCAAAUUACGGGCCGUCAGUUCUUGCCUCUCAGGCAGCCUCCCGAGAAGGUUUCCAUCAGACGCUGUGGCUAUAUGGAGAGGACGGUGAGUGCACUGAAGCAGGAGGCAGUAAUUUCUUCGUGGUAUGGCUCCGCAAAGACGGCAAGAAGGAGCUCGUCACCGCUCCUCUGGAUGACAGACUGAUCCUGGAUGGCGUCACCCGACGAAGCUGCCUUGAGCUCGCAAAGGAGAGGCUCAGUGAUGAAUUGGAGAUCACUGAAAGAAAGUUUACUAUUAAUGAGAUUAUUGACGCAGCGGCUGAUGGUCGCCUGUUAGAAUCAUUUUCUGCAGGAACUGCGUGGUUCAUUACUCCCGUCUCGCAUAUUCGUCAUAGAGAGCACGACAUCAAGAUUCCGAUGGGAGUGCAUGGUGAAUCGGGAGAGGUGACUGGCAAGAUCAAGGGCUUCCUGAGCAAUAUCAUGUAUGGGAGGGUUCAACACCCGUGGGCUGCUGUGGUUCCGGAGCGGACUACGUAG